This is a messenger RNA of Morus notabilis, 1198 nucleotides long. Its product is annotated as alpha carbonic anhydrase 7. The transcript has 6 exons. The coding region runs from base 78 to 947 and encodes 289 amino acids. Lineage: Eukaryota; Viridiplantae; Streptophyta; Magnoliopsida; Rosales; Moraceae. The record is from RefSeq and is a predicted model, not a curated record. Gene Ontology annotation, molecular function: carbonate dehydratase activity; zinc ion binding.
AUAUAGCCUACAAGUUUACUGAUCUCAUUGCCUUUUUAAAAAAAAAAAAAAAAAAAAAACCCUAGACUCACAGAGAGAUGGAGAAGGCUGCUGUGAAACAAAUCUUGUUUUGCAUUUUCUUCAUUUUUCUUGUUCUGCAUUUCUGUCCUGCAACCUCCCAGGAAGUUGAGGAUGAGAGGGCGUUUGAUUAUGAAGCAUGGAGCACCAGGGGACCGGCACGGUGGGGACAGAUUCGCCCCGAUUGGCGGAUGUGCAACAACGGAACAAUGCAGUCUCCUAUUGAUUUGAUGGACCAGAGGGUUCAAGUAAUCUCAACAUUACAGAGACUUAGGAGAUUUUACAAGCCUGUUAAUGCCACUCUUUUGAAUAGGGGUCAUGAUAUGAUGAUGAAAUGGACAUCUGGUGAAGCUGGAUAUAUUGACAUGAAUGGAACUCAAUAUCUACUCCAACAACUACACUGGCACUCCCCUUCUGAGCAUACCAUCAAUGGCAGGAGGUUUGAUCUAGAGUUGCACAUGGUUCACCAAAGCCGAACCGGACAACUCGUCGUAAUCGGAAUCAAUUACCGGAUCAGCAGUUCUGAUUUCUUCUUGUCAUCGAUGGAGACUCAUUUGCAAGACAUUGCCAACAUGAGCUAUAAUUCUCAACCGCAAAAAUUGGUGGGAAUAGUUGAUCUAAGACAAUUAAACAUCCGUAGCCGAAGAUAUUACAGAUACAUUGGCUCUCUCACAGUUCCUCCUUGUACUCAAAGUGUUGUUUGGAUCGUUCUUCAACAGACGAGGCCAGUUGCAAGAGAACAAGUGAGAUUGCUUCGUAUGGCUGUUCGCGACGGUUCAGCAACAAAUGCAAGACCCUUACAGCGAAAACACGGGCGCUCAGUGCAACUAUGUAACGACCAAGUAACUGAUCAAGAUAAGGAUUCAAAUGCCGGAGUACCGCUCAACUAGAUCAAGAAAAACACAUGAUUAUGUCGAUCGAGAGAAAUAGCCUAAAUAAAGUCUGCAGAAUUUUAUUUUGCAUAGGUUUUCCUCUUUAUCCAGCAAUAAAUAUGAUUGCUUAAUUUGGACUUCGUUUUUUGUUGUUGUUGUCGUUUUUGUCCUAAAGAUGUAUUUGUCUCUUGGUGCUUUUUGCCUUCGGGACUAAUUUCACUUGUAGUAUCAUAAAUAAUAAUGUUCGCGAUGUCGUAGCGAAAUUUUGC